AUGAGAGCGACCUCACUCCUGACCGCCAUCCUUGCAGUCAUCGUGGCUACUACUUCUUCCGCCGUCAAGCUCGACAAUCCGAAUGGUUAUUCGCAAGAGAAGGGAACGAGGGCCCCAUCCCAAGCGACGACAUCAGGUAGUACUGGUACUGGUGCAUCGUUGCUGAGGUCUUCUAAUUCGCGCAGCAUCGGAGCUGGUCUAGAGCAACAAGAAGGCUCCUCUUACAUGGGUACAUCUGGAUCCGAUGAGAUCGCCUACGUCUCCGUGUGGGGAGCACCUGUUGUUGCACACACCUCUUCGAACCAUAGCGCUGCUGUGCCCACCUUUGGCAAGAUCACCUCGAAGGCUGGCGAGUGUGUCGUCGCUGAGCCGACUGAGUACAUUAGCAAAGACUAUUUGAACUGGGUUUGGCAGCACCGGAUCGGACCAAACUCGGAUACAUCGAGCAAGUCGAACUGGAACGUGAUGGAUAACAAGAACUGGAUCAUGGAUCACCUUGUGCACAACAACGGCUCGAUGAACUACUGCGUUCGCUGGGAUACCGACAGUCAAUUGCCAAAGGAUGUGGCGUCCAAGUUUCACGGAAUCUUGGAACGCCACUACAACGCGUGGAACAGUGGCUCGAGGGCUACAAUUGCUGGCCCUUUACAAAGCUCGGCAUCAACAUGGUCGGCUGGGCUACCAAAGACAAGACCCAGUUCGAGUGGAGUGAUGAGUCAAUGGGCACGGUCUACGAAGUGUCCAGAUGAGUGCUACCGUUUCUACGACAAUGUGAACGAUCAGUGGUCGGACACCAGCAAUUGCAAGGGUGAGCCGUUCGACGUCUCGCUCUGGCUCAAGGAAGAUAUCCCGUAUGGUUUCGGCUAUGACUGGGGCGAGGAGAUCAGUCUCAACAACACUCUCCAAAACCUGUGCGACAAGAACCUCUUGUUCUUUGCCCAUGAAAUCGGCCACGGAUUCGGACUUCCAGACUUUUACGGACUGGAGGACAAACCGGCCACGGAUUUCCCCAACUGUGUCAUGAUGUCGUACAGUGCCAUUACUGUCACCCCUGGCGACGACUGGAUGCUGCGUCGUGUGCUUGACCACGUGCGCGAUCGCUACAAUUUUUAG
Molecule: messenger RNA, 1113 nt
Organism: Phytophthora nicotianae INRA-310
Lineage: Eukaryota; Oomycota; Peronosporomycetes; Peronosporales; Peronosporaceae
Exons: 2
Coding region: 1-1113 (370 amino acids)
Source: RefSeq, a predicted model, not a curated record